Drosophila hydei is the source of this 3519-nucleotide messenger RNA. RefSeq names its product probable serine/threonine-protein kinase DDB_G0282963 (gene ssp2). The transcript has 7 exons. The record is from RefSeq and is a predicted model, not a curated record. Bases 342 to 3362 code for a protein of 1006 amino acids. Lineage: Eukaryota; Metazoa; Arthropoda; Insecta; Diptera; Drosophilidae.
GCUUACAGAUGUUUAUAUAAAUAUACACUUCAACUUUACCUUUCACUUAUAUAUAUGAGGACCGGGUAAGCGAUGAAUAAUAAACUGAUCAAUCCAUACCUUACUGGUUCGAUUAAACGGAACCGCAAUAAAAUGCAGCCCUGCUUUUUGCUGUUUUCGUCUGCCUUGAUGUUUCGUUAAAGGUUGUCUGCGCGCUGCUUUGUACGGGUAUCUAUUUAUUUAAUAGAACGGUGAAUUCAAUAGAAUAUAAUAUCACAUUAAAAAUAUUGUUAACAUAUGGUAGAAUAAAAGAGUCAUACUAUAGUAUAAGCCAUAAGAAAAUAACUUCACUUCAGCAGGACAUGGAUAUAUUGGACAUUGACGAAGCAUUAAAAGAUGAUUCAUACAUUUUUCUGGCAGAUAAAACCCACGAUGAUAUAUCGAAUAUUCUUCACCAAUGGAAAACUAAUAAUCAACAGCAGUCGCAUUUGCAGCCGACUAAUGAAGAAUCAUACAAACAUAAUUCAAAAACAUUCACGAGGCCCAAACGAAAAUCACAAGUGACCGAAAAUCUGGAGACUCAAUAUCCACAACCAACAAAUGUCUCCACAUCAGUAACAAAUUCAGGAUCGCCGAUGCUUAGUUUGGAAAUUGGAGGACUUGUGACAAACAUGAAUAAAUCGUUUCUGCAGGACACGUCGCCACCAUCGUCUAUAUGCACAUCAAUGAACAACGGAUGCAUGAAUAAUUCGCUUAUCAGCUCCGCUGACUUUACAAAUCUGAACUUUUUACAAUCGAUUCAAAGUCUGGAACCAAGUCAGACCAGAACGUCAACGCUAUCCAAUGAUAUGGGAUACGCUCUCAGUGAUAUGAUUAGGGAUCGUAAAGUUCUGGAAUCGCUUAGCAUGUCCGGUGAUGGUACACUAAUUAAAGAUUCGCAUAUUGGCCAGAUUGAUGACAUUUCACUGACGCCACUAAGCAAAACAGCAUCCGGUUGCAGCACUAUGGAUAAUAGCACCGAAAGUGUGUCUGCACCAAAUGAAAUGCAAUUACAGUUACAAUUACACACCCACAGUAAGGGUCAGAAUCAUUUGUGUGCGACAAUGAUGUUGAGUGAGGAAUUGAUAGGUGAUACAACAUUUAGUCUGGUCGAUAGUUUGACUACACGUACAACUAUAGAAUCGCCGAGUGAAUUGGAGACAAAUACUACGUUUAAACGGCCUACUGCGGUGCUAAAUGAAACACAGCUGCUUGCGGGGCGACAGGUGAACAGCACUUUUACCGAAGGAUGUCUUACGCCCGAGGCAGCUCGUUGCGAUACGCCUGAGAAUAUUGAGACGAAAUUGUCAUUAAUUCAGAUGCAAUCUACACCCCUGACAACUGUAAACACCCGUUCUCAAUAUAACAAAAGUAAUAAUAAUAAUAAUAAUAAUAAUAAUAACAACAAUAAUAAUAAUAAUAAUAAUAAUAAUAAGAGCAACACUAAGGUGCUUAGCUAUACGCCUACACUGAGAAGCCGAGAUGAAAUAGUAAACAUAUCUCCUAUUGUAAGCAGUAAAAUGCCUCAAAAAAGCUACAAUAAUCAGCAAAAGUUAAACCAUACCUAUGAGCCACCAACGGAAAUAUUAAGCGGUCUUCAACUCAGAGGGGCGCCUGAUAGUUUUAAUAGUCAAAAGUUUGUGCAUGAUACAAUGCAGUUAUUGGAGCAAAUCGAACAACCAGUCUUGGAUGCAACCUACGACAAGUCUGAUGAAUAUUUCCAGAUGCAGUGCGUCUUGGAUUUAGCCGAGGCAGAAGUGGAGCUGCUUGCUCAGCAAGGUGAUGAAGAGCAGUUUGAAUAUAUGCUCGAUGAGCUUGGAAAAGUAAAUACUCCCAACGCAGAGCAGCUAAAAAUGCAAAAAUCAUUGGAUAGUAUUAAACGUCGCUUUCAGAAAGAUGAAGAUCAUCCUUUUCAAGCUGAGCAGCAACAACAGCAACAGAUAGUGAAUUUGGCACAAGUGACGCCCCCAUCAUCAAAGUCGCAUUUAAUGUAUAGUCCAAAUCAAAGUCAUAGCCAAUCUUCCAGCAGCAAUGAACGUUUGCUUAGCCGUCGUAGUCGCCUCUAUGACGAUGUUAAGUUAAAUGCAAUGCAUGACAGUGAUACCAGCAGCGCUAGUUGCAAUUCCACAUCUUUUAUUGUUCAUCGACGCGAGGAGCCGGCAAACACAUCGGAGAUAUGCAUACCACUAAGUGAGACUGAGAAGCACGUGCCGGUUGGGGAAGUGGGGCAAAACCAGAUGACAAUAGAAUGUGAAUCAGAUAACUAUAAGAUAACUGAGCGUCGCAAUAGAGAUCGCGAGCGUUUUAAGACCAUUAAAAUAAGUAAGGAAAUGCGCGCACCUGACGAGCAGCAAGGACACAUUAUUGUGCCCUGUAUUGAUGAUGAAGAUUCUCAGGUUCAGUCAUUGGAUUCAGCUAAAACAGAGGAUCGAGAACAAACAUCUCAAAAACGGCUUUCGCGACUUGAUCAAAAAUAUGGAAACAUAAACGGCUCAGAUAACGAUGCCACUGGAGUCAAAAAUUACUUGACAUACAAAAAGCCAAAAGAGAAAAGCUCACUAAUGCAACAACAGCGAACGAAUGCGGAUCCCUUGGCAUCCGAAUGUGGACAGAUUGCGCGACCUCAGCCACGAUCGCUAUCUCGGCCGCGCUACAUUAGUGGUUUGCAAAAGGUCAGUACUGUGGGCAAAGCAACAUCUGCUGGCACUGGUCUGAACGCUGCAUCAUCUGCAACCUCAAGGGCAACAGCGUCGAAAACAGUUCCAAAAACCGGUGAUUUAGGAGGGCUAAAAAGUCCGAUGGGAAUAAAGUCCAAGUCAUUUCAUAACCUGUCCUCUAACAUUAGCAGCUCAAUGGGUACUGGUGGAACUGUAGAGGUGUUGGCACCUCGGCAGAGUAUAGGUGGUGCCCUGAGAACACCCAGCAUCCAAGUCAGCAAGCUGUCAAAUGUAUUUCGAGCAGCACAACAGAACGAGGAUGAAACUUCCGUAUUCAAAGUGCCCAAGUUUGUCGGCACUUUACGUGCACCAACGACAGCUGGAGGUUCAAGCAAGCGAGCUGCGGGAAAUGGACUGGCGCGCCCCUCAUCCGGCUAUUAUAGCCUAAGUAUGAGAGGAGGUGGUGAUUCUGAAACACCUGAGAGCCUCUCUUCUGCAUCCUCACGUGGGAGUCUGUAUGACAAGGAUACGAAACAAAGUGAAGCGUUUGAAACACAGGCACUAGGUUUGAAGUUGACACAAGUGACAACAGGUGCAUCGGGCAUUCCAAAGCCGUCAGGUCUUCGACAACCAACACAAAUGAAACGCAGUGGGUUACCGCGACCGUCUAGCAUUUUAAGGCGUUGACCUAAAUGAAAACCGAGAAUCACAUUUGCGACCAAACCGAAAACCCCUUUAGAGCUUUGUUUAUAUGAUGACAUGCAUAUUAUUUCCCGUGCCUUUUUUCGCUACCGCCUCUUACUCACUGUCAAUAUCAAAUUUGUUGCUGUAAUACCCAUUCUAC